Messenger RNA from Cladocopium goreaui, 1466 nucleotides. NCBI's taxonomy places the organism in Eukaryota, Dinophyceae, Suessiales, Symbiodiniaceae. The record is from the annotation of a GenBank genome assembly.
AUGGUGGAUUUGGAGCCUACAGUCGUGGAUGAGGUGCGCACCGGCACCUAUCGCCAGCUCUUUCACCCCGAGCAGUUGAUCAGUGGCAAAGAGGAUGCGGCCAACAACUUUGCACGAGGCCACUACACCAUUGGAAAGGAGAUCGUUGAUUUGGUGCUGGACCGCAUUCGCAAACUCGCAGACAACUGCACCGGCUUGCAAGGCUUCUGCGUUUACAAUGCUUGCGGUGGCGGCACUGGGUCAGGUUUGGGAUGCCUCAUGCUGGAACGACUGUCCGUGGACUACGGCAAGAAGAGCAAGAUCUCUUUCACUGUGUGGUGCUGUCCGCAGGUUGCCACGGCGGUGGUCGAGCCGUAUAACACAGUGCUUUGCGUGCACUCCCUGUUGGAGCACACAGAUGUGACGAUCAUGUACGACAAUGAAGCAUUGUACGAUAUCUGUCGUAGGAACUUGGACAUUGAGCGCCCAACCUACACCAACUUGAACAGGUUGAUCGCCCAGAUCAUCUCCAGCUUGACUGCCUCUUUGCGCUUUGAUGGUGCAUUGAAUGUGGACAUCACUGAGUUCCAGACCAAUUUGGUGCCCUAUCCGCGCAUUCACUUCAUGUUGACCUCCUAUGCUCCGGUGAUCUCCGCGGAGAAAGCCUACCACGAGCAGCUCUCGGUCGCAGAGAUCACUAUGUCCGUCUUCGAGCCUGCGUCGAUGAUGGUGAAAUGCGACCCACGCCAUGGCAAGUACAUGGCAUGCUGCAUGAUGUACCGAGGAGAUGUGGUGCCAAAGGAUGUGAACGCAGCAGUGGCCACCAUCAAGACCAAACGCACCAUUCAGUUCGUGGAUUGGUGCCCCACUGGCUUCAAGUGUGGCAUCAACUAUCAGCCACCUACUGUGGUUCCUGGAGGAGAUUUGGCCAAGGUCAUGCGCGCCUGCUGCAUGAUUUCGAACUCCACGGCCAUUGCGGAGGUCUUCUCUCGCAUUGACCACAAGUUCGACUUGAUGUAUAGCAAGAGAGCUUUUGUCCAUCAUUACGUGGGGGAAGGCAUGGAGGAAGGUGAAUUUUCAGAAGCUCGUGAAGAUUUGGCCGCCCUUGAGAAAGACUACGAAGAAGUGGGCAUCGAAACAGCGGAGGGAGAAGGCGAGGAGGAAGGCUAUGGCGACGAGUUCUGAGUUGACUCAUCUCGUCUCGUGCUGCCGGGUUGUUCGAGCGUCGUUGUCAAAUAUGUCGGCCAUGGAUUGAUCGAUCGGUGCGCUGAAAAUCAAGUGGCCAUAUGCAUCCGAUUUGGGCACUGAAACUGGUGGAUUGAACUGAUUGAAGAGAUUGAAGUCAGGAGUUCGAACGGCAAAGCACGGUCUCAUUUGCAUGUUCAUCUCUGGCAAACACAAGAACACAUUUGUGUAUGCCGGUGACUGUCACACGUGCAUCUGCUGGUCUACCAGCGGAUUUGCGAACUGGUAAGCACGGACAAAAA